AUUUCGGCAAAUGGGCCCAAAAGAAAUAUUCUGGGCCAGACGAUAACCCAACCUGAUGUUUCCCAGUGAUAGUGCAGACAUGUCGGCGAGAGGCACAGAUAACUAGGAAGCUAUCAUCUUCCGCUUUUCUUCUUCCAUCCUAUUCCUCUGUGUCUGCUUGUUUCAGCUUCCCAGGCUUCUACCUACAGAAUAGAGUCAACAUAUACAUAUGAAGCAAAUCAGCAGCGGCACAUAAAAGAGAAGCCUAGACCCCAAUUGCCAACUGCCCCCUCGUCAGACCCGGGCGCAAAUUCUGAUAAGUCUGCUGUUGCCUUCUUUCUCGACACUCGCCCCCUGCCCCGUUGACACUGGGAACAUAUGGCUGCCUUUGCAACUGCUGAGGCUUGUGAUUCAAACACAGCACUUUUGGCAAGUGGUGACCUGCGUGCGCUAGAACCAAUCUUUAAGAUCUAUGGUCAGCGUCGUGCAUUCUCAGGACCCAUUGUAACACUUAAGGUGUUUGAGGACAAUGUGUUGGUAAGGCAGCUUCUUGAAACCAGAGGUGAAGGAAGAGUUCUGGUUAUAGAUGGUGGGGGAAGCACAAGAUGUGCUUUGGUUGGAGGGAAUUUGGCACAGUCAGCUCAAAACAUGGGGUGGGCUGGUAUCGUUGUAAAUGGCUGCAUUAGAGAUGUGGAUGAGAUCAAUGCAUGUGAUAUUGGCGUGCGAGCACUGGGAUCUAAUCCCCUGAAAUCAAAUAAAAAGGCUGUUGGAGACAAGCAUGUCCCAGUUUGCAUUGCAGGAAACUUAAUUCGUGAUGGGGAAUGGUUGUAUGCUGAUAGUGAUGGCAUUCUUAUCUCAAAAAUGGAACUGUCUAUCUAAAGCGGUAGCCAGCAAGGCAAUAAGGGGGGGACUGAGUUGUUAGUCACUGAUAUCAUCCUGAAUGUAAGUUGUCAGAAGGAUGGGCUAAUAAGUUGGACAUGGGGAUUUUUCUUGUUUAACAUGUUUUAGCAAUGGGUACAAUUGCAGUUGUAUUGUUGAAUGUGCAAUGUUCAUUGAACUUCAAAUUCUUGGUUAAGAUUACAAAUUCCCCUCAUUGGGGACCAAAGUUACGCAUCCUAAAUGGGAAGCAGGAUAAAUAUAAUGUAUUUAUGUACCAAUAAAAUACAAUGUAACUGUGUUAAAUUAUGACUGCAUUGUACUUUCAUUAGUACU
Theobroma umbraticum is the source of this 1191-nucleotide messenger RNA. RefSeq names its product Ribonuclease E inhibitor RraA/Dimethylmenaquinone methyltransferase. NCBI's taxonomy places the organism in Eukaryota, Viridiplantae, Streptophyta, Magnoliopsida, Malvales, Malvaceae. The record is from RefSeq and is a predicted model, not a curated record. Gene Ontology annotation, molecular function: ribonuclease inhibitor activity. Gene Ontology annotation, biological process: regulation of RNA metabolic process.